GGCGUUGUUGUCAUUUUUCUGUGUUGUGAAAGUUUCUCGUGUGUUUAUUAUUUGCUCAAUUUUUUUUUGUUUGUAAAAGAAUUAUUCCAAAAUCAAAACAACAAUGGCCAAAAAUACGAUAAGCAGCCAAUUUCGUAAGAUUGAUGUUGAUCAAUUUUGUGAAGAUGUUUUCAAAGAAGAAGAUCAAUUGGAUCAAACUAGUCCGGCCGGUUUGAAUGUUGAUGAAAAAGAAAUUAGCAAUCUAAUCAAUUCGGGUAAAUUAAAAGAAGCAUUAAAAUUAGUAUUGAAUUCAUCACCAAUUGGAACCAAAAGUCAACAUUUACGUGAUGCAAAUUUUCAAUUAGUAUUAAAAGUAUUAUUAUCGGUAAAAAUUUCUGAAAUUGAAUCAAUUUGUAUGGAACUGAAUUUUGAUGAAAUCGAUAUACUAAUGAAAUAUAUUUAUCGUGGUUUUGAAUUACCAUCCGAUAAUUCAAGUGCACAUUUAUUAGUAUGGCAUGAUAAAGCAUUUCAAAAAGGUGGUGUUGGUUCUAUUAUUCGUGUAUUAACUGAUCGACGACGUGUUUAAACA
Messenger RNA from Dermatophagoides pteronyssinus (European house dust mite), 568 nucleotides. RefSeq names its product Actin-related protein 2/3 complex, subunit 5 (gene Arpc5). The record is from RefSeq and is a predicted model, not a curated record. NCBI's taxonomy places the organism in Eukaryota, Metazoa, Arthropoda, Arachnida, Sarcoptiformes, Pyroglyphidae. Gene Ontology annotation, biological process: regulation of actin filament polymerization; Arp2/3 complex-mediated actin nucleation. Gene Ontology annotation, cellular component: actin cytoskeleton; Arp2/3 protein complex.